AUGGCACCCCACACGAAUGUGAAGGAGGAAGGCAUUCAAGAGCCGGCUCCAGUCUCUCCAGGAGGAACGUACAGUAUCCAGACGGUUUCCGUGGGGUGCAAAAUCUACAUCCGCCGCCAAAAUCCAGAUGGCGAAACCGAAGAACGACUCGCCGAGGUCCUUUCUAUCCGUGACAAGCCCACAAAUCAGUACGGGAGGGCGAGUAUCGUCAAACAGGAGGAACCGCAAAAUCCUGCAGACAGACUUGAAUUUUUUGUCCACUGGGAUCAGUUCAACAAGCGCCUAGAUGAUUGGGUGCCCGGCUCGCGUCUCGUCCUCAGCCGGGACCUCGAGUGGCCCCGGCCAAAGCCAACCCCAGCAAGCAAGAAAUCUUUUGGGAAGAAGGUACCUGCCAAGGGCCGUUCGCAGUCUCUCUUGAAGAGGGCGGCGACCACAAAUGCACUCCAGGCCACUGUGUCUAUUAAAUCUGAGGUUGGGACCCCAGUGCCUACUACUCCUACUCCGUCUGGUGCUCCCAGUCCCUCCCCAGCGCCCAGUUUUCCGUUCAAACGGAAGGCCCCGCAUGAUGAGGAGGAAGAGGAGGAUGAAGACCUCGACGCCGAUGCAGACGGGGAGAUGGAUGUGGACGCAGAGGGUGAAAUGCUCGACCUCGAUGCAACAGAGUCACCACCCCAACCCCCGCCCGUCACUGCGUUCAGCAAAGAGCAGGAGAUCGAAAAGCUGCGCACAUCGGGGUCCAUGACCCAGUCUAUCUCCGAGAUUGCUCGCGUGAAGAAUCUGAACCGGCUGCAGAUGGGACGGCAUGAAGUCGAUGCGUGGUACUUCAGCCCGUAUCCCAAAGAGUACGCGCAUCUCCCAGUGCUCUACCUCUGCGAAUUUUGUCUGUGCUACUUCGGUUCUUCUUUCAUGUUGUCGCGGCACCGCAAGCGGUGCAACCUGUUACAUCCCCCUGGGAACGAAAUAUACCGACAUGAAGAUAUUUCUGUCUUUGAACUAGACGGGAAGCGACAGUUGACCUGGUGUCGUAAUCUUAGUCUCUUGUCUAAAUGUUUCCUCGACCAUAAAACCCUUUACUACGAUGUAACACCGUUCCUAUACUAUGUCAUGUGUCACCGGGAUGACUCUGGGUGCCAUCUUAUUGGCUACUUCUCGAAGGAGAAGGAGUCUGCAGACAACUACAACGUUGCCUGUAUUCUCACGCUGCCCCAGCACCAGAGGCACGGAUACGGGAAGCUCCUGAUUGAAUUCUCGUACGAAUUGAGCAAAAAGGAGGGGAAGCUUGGUAGUCCGGAGAAACCACUCAGUGACUUGGGACUCCUUGGGUAUCGCGCGUAUUGGGCAGAGACAAUUAUAGACCUCUUGCUCCGCAUGACCGACGAUAUCAGCAUUGACGACAUCGCACAGAAGACCUCCAUCACACACGCGGAUGUGAUGAACACCUGUCAGACCCUGCAGUUGUUCAAGCACUAUAAGGGACAGCACGUCAUCUGCAUUCCCGAAGCCCAUCAGGAGCGGUACCGCAAGGCACUUGAGAAGCGCAAGCGGCGCAUACACCCGGAAUGUCUGCAGUGGAAGCCGCCGACAUUCACUAGGGAUCAGCUCAGGUUUGGGUGGUAGGGUGCUUCGAGUUUGGACCGGACAUUAUAUCUUGUUGUAUAACCUCUUGUGUAUGAUGUAGUUCUAGCAGUCGUCCAUUAUAAAUACAAGCAUCGUAGU
Postia placenta MAD-698-R-SB12 is the source of this 1716-nucleotide messenger RNA. RefSeq lists its product as hypothetical. The record is from RefSeq and is a predicted model, not a curated record. Gene Ontology annotation, molecular function: histone acetyltransferase activity. The transcript has 5 exons. Bases 1 to 1617 code for a protein of 538 amino acids. Gene Ontology annotation, biological process: regulation of DNA-templated transcription. Lineage: Eukaryota; Fungi; Basidiomycota; Agaricomycetes; Polyporales; Adustoporiaceae.